Cladophialophora bantiana CBS 173.52 is the source of this 1956-nucleotide messenger RNA. RefSeq lists its product as uncharacterized. Gene Ontology annotation, molecular function: DNA binding; zinc ion binding. The record is from RefSeq and is a predicted model, not a curated record. Gene Ontology annotation, biological process: DNA-templated transcription. The coding region runs from base 1 to 1956 and encodes 651 amino acids. Lineage: Eukaryota; Fungi; Ascomycota; Eurotiomycetes; Chaetothyriales; Herpotrichiellaceae. The transcript has 7 exons.
AUGGCGCAGAUAUCGUGCCAUCUGAUUGAGUCCAAAAAGGGGAAAUACCCUAGAACACGUUUGAAAGCUAAUUCAAAGCCUCCGACUCCGGCAAUAGGUCGUCGCGAUCGCAGCCAGCAUUCCUUGGUAAGAGGCACCACUCCUGUGACGCCACUCACACCUCUGCGGCAGGAUGCAUUGUUGCCCAACCGACCAUCAGGGGAAGAUGUCGCUGCUGAGAACAUCGAGCUUGAUCCGCCAGAGGAAUCUUCAUCGCACGGGGUUCAAGAGCCCACGCCCGAGGAUGGCUCAGACGACCUCUAUGCCAGAUUAUCACAGCUGCGCUCAUCGACGUUACGGAAUCGCAACCUGCUAGGAAUGCACACGAUCUAUCUGGGAGAGUCAUUUUUACUCACCUAUGUAGUCCGAAAGAGUAUUGAUGCAGAAGCAACACCACCGUCCGUUUCUACGCUGCAAUUGCCUUUGCCCACAGCUGCCAGCAACAAGGACAGACUCAGACCGGAUUCGCAUCUCAGUGAGGAAGACCUGGAGGUUUUGAGAUUGAGAAACGCUUUCACAUUACUGGAGAAAGAGGCCUGCGAUGCGCUCGUAGCAACAUUCUUUCAGAUUGUCUAUCCGGCUUUUCCGAUAUUCGACAGACGAGACUUUGCUCGACUGUAUGAAACAAACCAGAUCUCAUUACUUGUUCUCAACUCAAUAUUCGCGUUGGCAAGCACCUUAUGCGAUGCCAAGGUGAUCAAAAUGGCCGGCUUUGACUGUCGAAGGUCCGCUCGAAAGGCGUUUCUCAAACGCACCAAGGCCUUGUAUGAUGCAGAUUACGACAGAGACAAGAUUUCUUUAAUUCAAGCGACCUUUGUCAUCAGCUUUCUCUGGGAUGGCGCAAACGACGCGAAAGAUAUGUGGCAUUGGCUUGGCAUCGCGAUCAGCACUGCUCAGACGAAAGGACUGCACAGAUCCACGAGGCAUUCGAUUCUACGAUUACGCGACCGCAAGCUGUGGAAGCGGCUAUGGUGGUCGCUUUAUGUUCGCGACCGCCACUGCGCAGGUACCGUUGGUCGUCCAUUGCGGAUCCGUGACGACGACUGCGACGUCGAACCGUUGGACGAAACAGACUUUAUUGAUGCCGAUGACGAUGAGUUUGGCGACAGCGACCCGGUCGUCCGCUCCAGUGUCUGCACGAGGACUAACGUUAACUUUGCACAUAUUCAAUACACUAUCUCAAUGUCCAGACUUGCUGUGAUUUUCGGCAACAUCAUCUCAAGCAAAUUUCCCAUUUCCCCUUCAAGAGACACUCUUAGUUCGGCAGAAUUGGUCGAACACCUGAAGAUAUGGCGGAAACAAUUGCUGCUUAGGGUUAGUGAUGAUGAUGAAGACCAGAACAUAUGGUUCUGGGCACGAAUGCUGGAUUUGAGCUACAAUCACCUGCUCAUUCUGCUUCAUCGUCCUGAGCACGGAAAGGUUCCGGCGACCGUUAUCUCGCCGCACCAUACAGCACUCAUAGCUGCAAAUAGGAUCUCCAGGAUCGUUGAUGAGUUCCUAGGUAUGGGGGCGAGGCAACAAACUCAGCUUCAGAUAUGCCCAAGCGUUUUCGCCGCGCUGACCAUUUAUACGUCAAUGGUUCGGCAUUCAGACAAGAUCCAACGAGAGCUUGCAGAGAACAGGGCUCGCCUUGUGAUGCUUGGCCUCAGCCAAAUUGCGGAGACAUGGCCUGCGAGCAGCUGGAUACUGCGCCUUUUCGAGACACUGUUCAAUAAUCAGCAAAUGGUACGGCCAUGGAGCACGAGAGAUCAUCGAGAAAUCGCAUCUUCGUUGUCAGCAGGCGGCCGUAUUGCACAAGAAGAAACUCUGGAUCGUGGUGUGGCAGCAGCAAACAAGCAGCAACAAGAGUUUACGGCGUCCUACGGCCAGGCUUCUCUUCAGGUAGUAGAGGGUGUUUUCAAGGACGGCAAUGGGUAG